This is a messenger RNA of Callorhinchus milii (elephant shark), 459 nucleotides long. It is a transcript of the gene dnaaf6, whose product is annotated as dynein axonemal assembly factor 6. The record is from RefSeq and is a predicted model, not a curated record. Gene Ontology annotation, cellular component: cytoplasm. Gene Ontology annotation, molecular function: protein-folding chaperone binding; dynein intermediate chain binding. The coding region runs from base 16 to 330 and encodes 104 amino acids. Lineage: Eukaryota; Metazoa; Chordata; Chondrichthyes; Chimaeriformes; Callorhinchidae. Gene Ontology annotation, biological process: axonemal dynein complex assembly; flagellated sperm motility. The transcript is spliced from 4 exons.
GAUAUUUUACAGAGAAUGUAUGAAAUACUAUUCAAACAGAGAGUUGGAACAGAAGAUGUGUUUCUGGGUGUGAGCAGGAAGGACGGUUCCACAGCCUGCUGUGAGGACAUGGUGAUAAGAAUUAAUCUGCCAGACACAAAGCUGAGUGAUGUCACUCUUGAUGUGAAUGAUCGGUUUCUUACUCUUCGCUCCCCACACUAUAAGCUGGGCCUGCACCUGCCACACGCAGUGGACAGUAAGAACGGAAAAGCUCAACUGAUCUCUAGCACCAGCUUGCUGGAGGUCACCUUAACUAUGAAGAGAGAACUGGACUUCGUCAACUUUGCAUAAGAAAUAGACAUGGAGUCACUGUGGCCCCGACCCUAAGUGAAUACGAUUCACCCAAUUUGUGGGUGGGGAGAGAUGGAGUUUGGCAUUAAACAUUAAACAGAUAAUCAGACUGACAAAUGGUCUGUUCUC